AUGGAACCCAUAUCCCUAAACCGCCAGGGGAAGUCUCUACCUUUGAGCAGUUCUUCCCAGUCCGUAAAGAAGGCAACAAAGUUCAUAGCUCCAAUUAUCUUCUUCUUUGUGCUCUUUCAGCAUUCUGAUUGUGUAUUCCCUCUGGUAAUCGAACUUUCCAGCACAGUUGUGGACAAGAAUUACAUGUUCAUCCUCUGCAAUUGGAUCUUGGUCCUGAUUGCAAGGAGUUCUGGUCUGAUCGGGAAUGGGGGGAAGAAGAAAGUUGCUGACUUUAAGUCAGAGAUGGAAGUUAGGGAGAAAGUACUGGAAGAGGCAACAGAAGAAGAGGUGAUUGCAGUAGGUGAAAGGAGAGAGGAGGGUAAAGAUUGCAGCUUUGUUACAGAAGAAGUGAUUUCAGAGGGCGAAAGGGAAGAGGAUGAUGAAAAUUGCAGCUUUAUGACAGGUGAAGUUGGGGGUUGUGAUGAGGAGAAGCAUAUAGAUGGAGAUUCGUUUGUUGAAGUUGGACAAGGAGAAGAGAAAAAUGGGUUGCUGAGUGGUGAAGAAUUGCAGAGGAAAUGUGAGGAUUUCAUUAGAAAGAUGAAAGCUGGGAUCAAGUUUGAAGCUCAACAGCAGCAGCAACAGCUCACCAUAGUUCAGUGA
Messenger RNA from Linum tenue, 639 nucleotides. Lineage: Eukaryota; Viridiplantae; Streptophyta; Magnoliopsida; Malpighiales; Linaceae. The record is from the annotation of a GenBank genome assembly.